Molecule: messenger RNA, 1581 nt
Organism: Peniophora sp. CBMAI 1063
Lineage: Eukaryota; Fungi; Basidiomycota; Agaricomycetes; Russulales; Peniophoraceae
Source: the annotation of a GenBank genome assembly
AUGCAACCCGCCAGUAUCCAUAUGACUCAGGGUCUACCAGAGGCUUCUGGUGCAUUGACGCUAAACGAUGAUGUUCUGCUACAUCUGUUUAGGCUCUGUCAUGACACAAACGCGCCACACGCGGUGUGCUGGGAGGCGACAAGCCGCCGCAUGAAGUACGACUUAGGAUGGGUGUAUCUCACACAUGUCUGUUCUUUAUGGAGACAACUUCUUCUCGCUGCACCCUACCUGUGGAACGAUCUGGUCUGCGUCUUACCCCCGGCGGCUGACGUGACUGUCGGCCGGGCACAAGAGUGUCCUCUAAUCAUCGACGAUGAAGUGGGAUUACCUUCGGAUAUGCCCCAGGAAGACGCGUAUGCCUUCAGGGAGUGCAGCAUCCAGGGUGUCAUUUCAUCUCCAUAUCUUUCACGCGCAAGAUACCUCUCUCAGCGCAUGGCUGGUGGCAACUGGGCAGACGUCUUCGCUAACACCAACUUUCCCCACCUGCGGGACCUCAAUGUCGUCCAACUACCACCAUACCCUCGCGAUAUCACCUGCAUUGAUGCACCUCACCUACAAUCCGUCGGUCUCAAUCACAUCCCUGCAACUUUCACUGCGACGGAUAUCCGUGAACUCUCUGUCGUUGGUGGAGACGAACUGUUACUUGGGUCCGCCUGGCGACUUAAAGAAACUUUGGCCGCACUGCCCUGUCUGGAACAGUUGUCCUUGAUACUCUUCCCAAGGCAAUACAUAGAGUGGUCAGGCUCAGAUGAACCUCGCGCUUUUUUGAAGCAAUUGCUGUUUAUUCGAUUCAUUGGGACUCAAGAGGCGAACAUGGCAUCUCUAUGGCAUCACAUUAAUUGCCCUCGCAGCGCCGUGCUUCACGCUCACCUCAUCGACUGGCGCGAUGAAGGCUGGAGACCUUUUGUAAACACCUUCGUACCCCAUUUGACGGGCAGGAGCGAGUGCCGUGUGCUUGAGAUCAUGUUGUCGCCGCUUGAUGAUGAUGUGUACCAACUGGCACUAUCCACCUUUUACGCCGUCACCGACGAGGAACCCAUCUCCCACAUUGCGCUCAAAAUCAAGAAGGCCGAUAUCUUGGUAGCGAGACUCAUGAUCUCGGCCUUCACCUCGCACCUCGCACAGGCCUUUGACGCUCUGCGGGUACAUCUUGAGCUCGACGAUCAGUCUGAACACGCGUCCCUUUGGGAAUCCUUCGGUGGGUUCUCAUCCAUCACACACGUCAAGUCCUUCCAGCUUGGUACCCUGAACAACCUCCUGGCCAUCCCCGCGACUUCACAUGGUCUCGCAACAGCCGUGCCUCGCUUCCCCUCGCUCGACACCAUAACCGUAGCCUGCAAUCUCCGCGGGGCGCAUACCCUCGAGGCAGUUCAAGAGCGUUGCGAAACAUUACUCGCAACGUUGCGUUCUCGACAUGAUUCGGGACACCCCAUUCUGACGAUAUAUCUCGUCGAAGGCCCGGCGUCUUGUACCGCAAAGUGUCCGGUGUCGUUGCGGGGUUCGAUAAACCUCUUCAGCGGACUUGUCCACGCCAUCGACAAGAGGAUCCAAUUGUAUUCACGGUUCAAUGCGGAGAGAUAA